Alternaria burnsii is the source of this 1938-nucleotide messenger RNA. Its product is annotated as wd40 repeat-like protein. NCBI's taxonomy places the organism in Eukaryota, Fungi, Ascomycota, Dothideomycetes, Pleosporales, Pleosporaceae. The coding region runs from base 1 to 1938 and encodes 645 amino acids. Gene Ontology annotation, cellular component: mRNA cleavage and polyadenylation specificity factor complex. The record is from RefSeq and is a predicted model, not a curated record. Gene Ontology annotation, molecular function: protein binding. The transcript is spliced from 2 exons.
AUGGAGCGUGAAUACCAUCGCCCAGACUUUGAGGGAGGGCUGCGACCUCGACCGAAGCGAGCCGUGACCGACUAUGGCUCAACGACUGUGCAAUGGUUGCGCAAUCGGCGCCCGCGAUACAAGAAUGCUCCCAUGGCCGAGAUGGAACGGCCAAGUGCAAGUUAUAUUGUCGACAUGCAGCCUCCAGCAGCACGCGUCGCCAGCGCAGCCGAGUCGAUACCAGCCAAAGCCGUGCAUUCUUCCCUGAACAAGGUCAAACACCCCAUAAAUGUGGUCAAAUGGACCCCAGAAGGUCGGCGACUGCUCACCGGCUCAACCAGCGGCGAGUUCACUCUGUGGAACGGAAUGGGCUUCAACUUCGAAACUAUCAUGCAGGCUCACGAGGCUGCAAUUCGAGCUGUCGAAUACACAUCCACCGACGACUGGCUCUUAUCAGCAGAUCAGACAGGCGUCGUCAAGUACUGGCAGACAAACUUCAACAACGUCAAAGAGAUACAGGCGCACACGGAAGCGGUACGAGGGCUCUCCAUCGCACCCACAGACACCAAGUUCGUGACAUGCGCCGAUGACACCACAUUGAAGAUCUGGGAUUUUGCGUCGAGCACAGAAGAGUCGACGUUGACGGGACAUGGAUGGGAAGUCAAGUCGGUUGACUGGCAUCCGCACAAGGGACUGCUAGUAUCAGGGUCAAAGGAUCACCAAGUCAAGUUCUGGGAUCCGCGGACAGGGCGCUGUCUUACGACGCUUCAUGGACAUAAAAACCCAAUAUCAAAAACCAUGUUCGAGCCCGUCCAAGGAAACAUGCUAGCAACAUGCGCCCGUGAUCACACAGCCCGCAUCUUUGAUCUUCGAAUGAUGCGCGAUGUCUUGCUGCUGAAGGGACACGAGAAGGACAUUAUUACAAUGGCCUGGCACCCGAUGCACAAGAACCUGCUGUCCACCGGUGGUGUCGAUGGCAGCAUACACCACUAUCUCCUCGACGAGCAAAACCCUCCUGCUGGUGUCGCACCGUCGAUAUCGCCUUACGACGCUGCCGAUUCACAAAACGCGCCCUCGCAAACUAUAUACCCCGCACAUAGCCUGCAAUACGCCCACGACUUCACAGUCUGGACAAUGGAUUGGCAUCCACUGGGCCACAUCCUUGCAUCCGGUUCCAACGACAGGGUCACGCGUUUCUGGACACGUCCACGGCCAGGCGACACAAACUACAUCAACGACCGCUACCAUAUUGGCCAAGCUGCGGCAGAGGCACAAGGUACGUUUGACCGUGGCCAGGGCAGGCGGCAGAAGAUGGAAGAAGAAGAGCAGGAAGCCGAGGACGAAGCCGAAGGCUUGGUCGACCAGAAGAUGCCGUCAAAGAACCCCGCUGGUGGUUUCCUGCCUCCUGGUCUCUCAUUACCAGGACUCAAUGCAGCGCCAGACGGUACAUCCAGUUCUCUACCCGGUAUUGGCGGGGCAAAUCAUCCUCCAGUACCCCCUCCACCAGGUAACAUGCCAUUCCCACCGCCAAACGGAGGGGGCCCGCCUAUGCCUCCUCUCAAUGGUAUGGACCCCUCUCGCCUUGCACAACUUAUCGCGUCGGGCUCCUUACCGCCACCUCCCAUACCUCACGGUCACGGUCCUCCACCGCCAAACGCUAACGGUCCUCCUCCACCCUUUCCACCAAACUUUCCCGGCUUCCCACAAGGCAUGCCACCUGGUAUGCCACCUUUUCCCCCAGGCAUGCCACCUCCAGGCUUCCCAGGCUUCCCUCCUCCGCCUGGUGGUAUGGCCGCUCCGCCACCAGGAUGGCCAGGCCCUCCUCCACCACCACAACAGCAACAAGGAGGACCGAUGAGUGUAGGCGCAGAUGGUAUUAGGAGAAGAGCGCCGUUGCCGGAUCAGCAAGAUGCUUUGAAAGCAGAGAUGAAUCAGGGCCGAUACAGGAAAGCGAGGUAG